UCUCGUCUUGUCACCCUGCUGUGCCCACUUGGUGUCACCUGCUCUUCUUCCAACCUGCCAUGGAAAUAAAAAACAAACAAAAAACAAAACCCUGAGGCUGAGGCGGGGACGUAUCGGGUGUUUCACGAGAAACGAAAACGAAAGUCGCUUCUGAGAGUACAAAAGAGCGGCGGCGGGCUCUGCCCUCAUUCUACCGACAGACUUGAAGGUGCUGGUGAAGAAAGGAAGGCGAGCCUGCUGCCGAGAAAUUCUCAUCACACAUCGUGACAAAAUGGGAGUUCAAGGAUUAUGGGGUUACGCUGAUCAAAGGCCAGAAUUUUUCAGAGAUGUAAAGCUGAUGAACACCAAGAUUAUCAUUGAUGGCAACAACUUUUAUUUUAAAUUUUACCACAACUCGUGUCUCGAUGAGCGACACGGAGGAGAUUACGACUUGUACGCGGAGGCUUUAAAGAGGUUUUUCCAAACUCUGUCCUCCUGCAACAUUCAACCGUACGUUGUUCUGGAUGGCUGCUGCAACCACACUGACCAGAAAUUAGAAACGACUAAACUGCGGGCCGAAGGGCACAUCAAAAGUGCACAUGACCUCUCAAUGGGGCACAAAGGUAGGCUACUGCCACUGCUGUCGAGGAAUGUCUUCAUUCAGGUCUUAUCGAAACUUGGGGUUCCGUUGGUCCAGUGCUUGUUGGAAGCGGACACGGAGAUCGCUGCCUUGGCCAAUCAAUGGAAUUGUCCGGUCUUGUCAACAGACACGGAUUUUUUCAUCUUUGACCUCAAGGGAGGAUUUUGUCCCCUGACCCAGUUUAGGUGGGAGAGCGCCUCACAGGGGCACAUCCCGGCUCGGUGUUAUUUCAUCGAAAAUUUUUGUGCUCAUUUCAAUGGAAUGAAUAAGGAUCUCCUUCCUCUGUUUGCUGUGAUCCAUGGCAAUGAUUAUUCCGAUAUGAAAAUGAUGUAUCGCUUUGUCCGUCACGUGGCCUCCAGUAGCCACACGUCGGCAUAUAGAGGGAAGAAGCAGGCCAUUAUCCAUAGCCUUCUGACAUGGCUGUCACCGUUGCAUAACCUAAAAGUCGCCAUGGAGAACGUGCUGAAUGUUCUGCCUGUCUCUGACAGAGGAGUGGCGCAAGAAUAUCUCUCCUCCCAAAUGCAGGUGUAUAAAAUACCGGAAAGAAAUCUGUCAGGUUUUUUCACAAGCGGGGCGUCUACGACCGAUGACAUCCAGCUGAGAUCACUGGUGCUGCACUGGGCUCUCGGCGCAUUAGAGAAAGCACAGCUGCCUAAAACGGUCGUCGAUCUUUUAGUUCUGCAACGGGUUUUCCUGAUUCCUCAAGUCGAGAACUCCGAGCGGCCGAACGCCCACACGUGCGCCUUGCCAAUCAGGAGAGCUUUUUAUGGGAUGAUUUUAAAUGGGCGACGGCACUCGUCGACGAGUGGCCCUGGUGGUGAUGGAGUGGAGGCUGCACCGUGUGUCGUGGAAGAAUACGGCAGAGAGAAACGAAACCUCACGAUGAGCCGUGUGGAAGCAACACCGCCACAUUCAGCGAAAGGCGUUUCACUGGAGCAAAUCGAGAAGCUUCCAUUGGCUAGACGCCUGCAGAUGUUCUUGGAGAUUCUGGGGGUCAGCUCUUCGACGGUGGAGGAAGUUCCUCGGCACCUGAUUUUCCCCGUGUACGUCACCCACUUCUGGUUGAUUCACUCAGAUCCUCGUCCGAGCCUUCAGCAUCUGCAAGCAAUUCUGGUGGGAAUCGCAGAAGGCUCAACGGCUUCUUCAGGGGAUGCGCUUCAGGAACUUCUGACGAGCCCCCAGAAGCCCCUCGACCAGGAUGCCGCCCACAUCUUCAGCCAGUGGCAAGCGACUUUACAGAUAAGCCUGUAUCUGAAUCAGCUGCUGUGCCGUCCAUUGGAAGAGCCCGAAGUGUCCGGGCUUUACAGCGGCUCUCUGGUGCACGCCGUCUUCAGGAGGCUAAAUCUGCCGACUUCUCCCAAGGCCCUGCUGUCAGGGUCGGCCUUUGAGAUUUUUGGGGUUCUUCUCCGGGCGGUGCACACUGGCAUCCCCGACAAUUAUUUUUCCCCCCGUAGUACACACCCACCCCUGCAGCAGUCGCUUCAUAAGUAAGUAAAGAAGGAACAGCAGGCCACAACUUCAGUCAACGUAAAGGAGACCUCGGAGACAUUCCAUCGGUGACGAUCAACCGUCAUCAGCCUGUUUAGCCGACUUAUGACCUUAUGACUUUACAACUGUCCAGCUUACGACUGCUACCACGUCAGGCAGUGUGAGUGUUUCUAAGCUGGGCAUUAAACAGUUUUCACCAUGCCAGCUCUCUUCUUUCUACUUUCUCUAGUUGGCGCUGUUGUAUGCUGUGACUCAUUCAUCUCAAUUUAUUACCUUCAGCAGUUUCAGCUUCCUUCAGUUUAUUAUCAACAUUGAUAAUAAAUUAUAACUCUAACAGUCAGUCAUCUUCCAACCCGCUAUGCACAGGGUCAUGGGGGUCUGCUGGAGCCAA
Polypterus senegalus (gray bichir) is the source of this 2498-nucleotide messenger RNA. RefSeq names its product protein asteroid homolog 1-like. The record is from RefSeq and is a predicted model, not a curated record. The transcript is spliced from 5 exons. Bases 272 to 2110 code for a protein of 612 amino acids. Lineage: Eukaryota; Metazoa; Chordata; Cladistia; Polypteriformes; Polypteridae.